This is a messenger RNA of Caenorhabditis bovis, 1248 nucleotides long. The record is from the annotation of a GenBank genome assembly. NCBI's taxonomy places the organism in Eukaryota, Metazoa, Nematoda, Chromadorea, Rhabditida, Rhabditidae.
AUGGCUCCACCGGCGCCGCUAUCAGUUACUAGCACCAACUCAUCGAGCACAGUUUUGCUCACCGAGAGCUCGGAUGAGAACACACUUCGCGAUUUUUUCCGGACGCGUGUCGACGAUGCCGAGCAAAAGGUUCUCGAAAAAGGACAGAAUGUCAGAAGACUUCAGGCUCAAAGAAAUGAGCUUAACAACAAGGUCCGCAUGCUGAAAGAGGAGCUCCAGCAACUCCACGAGCAGGGUAGCUACGUCGGUGAGGUUAGCAAAGCGAUGGACAAAAAGAAGGUGCUCGUCAAAGUGCAUCCAGAAGGCAAAUACGUCGUUGACGUCGACAAAUCCAUUGAUAUUAAUACAAUCAAUACCGGAGCACGUGUGGCGUUGAGAGCCGACAGUUAUGCUCUUCACAAAGUUCUCCCAAACAAGGUCGACCCACUCGUUUCACUCAUGAUGGUCGAAAAGGUGCCCGAUUCAACCUACGAGAUGAUUGGUGGUCUCGACAAGCAAAUUAAAGAGAUCAAGGAGGUCAUUGAGUUGCCAGUCAAACAUCCCGAGCUUUUCGAAGCCCUCGGUAUCGCGCAACCAAAAGGUGUCCUGCUCUACGGACCACCGGGCACUGGAAAAACGCUGUUGGCGCGUGCCGUCGCCCAUCACACCGAAUGCACGUUCAUCAGAGUGUCGGGCUCCGAGCUUGUUCAAAAAUUCAUUGGCGAAGGAGCCCGAAUGGUCCGUGAGUUGUUCGUCAUGGCUCGCGAGCACGCUCCCUCCAUUAUUUUCAUGGAUGAGAUUGAUUCGAUCGGAUCGAGCAGAGUCGAAGGAUCAAGUGGCGGUGAUUCUGAAGUCCAACGUACCAUGCUCGAGCUUCUCAAUCAACUCGAUGGUUUCGAGGCCACCAAGAACAUCAAGGUUAUCAUGGCAACGAAUCGCAUCGAUAUUCUGGAUCCCGCUCUUCUUCGUCCAGGUCGAAUUGAUCGUAAGAUCGAAUUUCCAGCUCCAGAUGAGAAGGCUCGCGCCGACAUCCUCAAAAUCCAUUCGAGAAAGAUGAACCUGAUGCGCGGCAUCAAUAUGCGCAAAAUCGCCGAAAAGAUUCCCGGCGCUUCUGGUGCCGAAGUGAAGGCGGUGUGCACAGAAGCCGGAAUGUUCGCGCUUCGCGAGCGACGCAUUCACGUGACGCAAGAAGAUUUCGAAAUGGCCGUCGGUAAAGUGAUGCAGAAGGACUCCGAGAAGAACAUGUCAAUCAAAAAAUUGUGGAAGUAA